CGGGGCCCUCCCGAGAGAAGGAGCUAGCGGGCCAGGGCUGAGGAGGCUGAUUGCGCUCCGCCCGGGUGAAAGGGCGGCUGCAGCACCGGGCGGGGCCGAGUUCCAGGACUGCAGGCCGGGCUGCCGUGGGGCCUGGGAGCCGCUGCGGAGCCGCGCGCUGCUCAGCCGAGGCGGGGCUGGAGCGCUGAGCUGCCGGCCCCAGCGGCUGCGGUACUAGCUCGCGGCGACCUAGCACCGCUGUCUCCAGCAUGACGGAACUAAGGCAGAGGGUGGUCCACGACCCGGACGCACCGCCCGAGGACAAGGAGUUGGAGUCAGAAGCAAAGGUAGAUGGAGAGACUGCAUCCGACAGUGAGAGCCGAGUGGAAGCUGUCACCCAACCAACUUCUGCAGAUGACACCCCAGAGGUCCUCAACCGGGCCCUUUCCAACUUGUCUUCAAGAUGGAAGAACUGGUGGGUGAGAGGCAUCCUGACUUUGGCCAUGAUUGCAUUUUUCUUCAUCAUCAUUUACCUGGGACCAAUGGUUUUAAUGAUGAUUGUGAUGUGUGUUCAGAUUAAGUGUUUCCAUGAGAUUAUCACCAUCGGCUACAAUGUCUACCACUCCUAUGACCUGCCCUGGUUCAGAACGCUCAGCUGGUACUUUCUACUGUGUGUAAAUUAUUUCUUCUAUGGUGAAACAGUGACAGAUUACUUCUUCACCCUAGUCCAGAGAGAGGAGCCUUUGCGGAUUCUCAGUAAAUACCACCGAUUCAUCUCCUUUACCCUUUAUCUAACAGGAUUCUGCAUGUUUGUGCUGAGUCUGGUCAAGAAGCAUUAUCGACUGCAAUUUUACAUGUUUGGCUGGACCCAUGUAACAUUACUGAUUGUUGUAACCCAGUCACAUCUCGUUAUCCACAACCUGUUUGAAGGCAUGAUCUGGUUCAUCGUCCCCAUCUCUUGUGUGAUCUGUAAUGACAUCAUGGCCUAUAUGUUUGGCUUCUUUUUUGGUCGGACCCCACUCAUCAAGCUGUCCCCGAAGAAGACCUGGGAAGGCUUCAUUGGGGGUUGCUUUGCUACUGUGGUCUUUGGCCUUCUGCUGUCCUACGUGAUGUCCGGGUACAGAUGCUUUGUCUGCCCCGUGGAGUACAACAAUGAUACCAACAGCUUCACCGUGGACUGUGAGCCCUCGGACCUGUUUCGCCUGCAGGAGUACAACAUUCCUGGGGUCAUCCAGUCGCUCAUUGGCUGGAAAACAGUCCGGAUGUACCCCUUCCAGAUUCACAGCAUUGCCCUCUCCACUUUUGCCUCACUCAUCGGGCCCUUUGGAGGGUUCUUCGCUAGUGGAUUCAAGCGAGCCUUUAAAAUCAAAGACUUUGCCAAUACCAUUCCUGGACACGGAGGCAUCAUGGAUCGCUUUGACUGCCAGUAUCUGAUGGCCACCUUUGUCAAUGUAUAUAUCGCCAGUUUUAUCAGGGGCCCGAACCCAAGCAAGCUGGUUCAGCAGUUCCUGACCUUGCGGCCCGAUCAGCAGCUCCACAUCUUCAACACACUCAGGUCUCACCUGAUGGACAAGGGGAUGCUGACAGCUGCCACGGAGGAUGAGUAGGGCCACCCAGGGCUGGGAGAGCAGGGACAGGACUGAGGGCAGGGCUCCAAAGCAGGUCCCACUGGUAUAACUCAGAUGAAGACAAGGCUUCAACUCACUGACUUUUUUUUUUAAAUAGUGUUUUUUAUUUGUGGAUUUAAAAAAAAAAUCUGUAUACAGUCUAUGUGCUUACAGUGUGGGUUGUGAGUAAACUACAACUUUGGGAUUGGAAAGAAGUCAUUGGGGUAAAACCAUUUGGGUUUUUUUAACCAGGAGUUUAUAGCAACCUGGAAGACAGUGUUGCCCAGCUCUGGUGAGCCUGCCUGGUGCUCCAGCUCCCAAGUUGAAGUUUCCAUUUCUGGGCUUGAUCAGAGUGGAGGUUUGUCCAGUUUGGCCCCCUGCUCCCUCUUGCCCCCCAGCUGUCUUCAUAGCUGAGCCCCAGCAGGGAAGAGGUGCACGGCUUGGAUGUCUUUAUUACCGGAAGCGCUUUCCCUGGGCUUCUGGAUAAUCCCCCCCCCCUCCCCGCCCCUCCUGGAGCUUCAGGAGGUUUGCCUUCUGUAGGCUAGAGGAGUGAAAGCUUAUUAAUCAGAUGAGUUCUGUCCAUGAAAUCCUGUGGUGUGUGAGCGCUGCUUUAUGACAUGGGUUCACCUUAAUUCAUCACGGACUGAAAGAAGGUUUCAAUUUUUAUUUUUUUCAGAAAGCAUGAAAAAUAGUAAUAGUCUGGGGAGAAAGCCACACUGUACUAUUGCAAGUAUAUGCAGUAGAAUGUACUGUACCUGGGCCCUUUCCCACAGGUUUUCGGUUCAGAUGGCUCCUGGAGGGCAGUCUGGCUAACUGGGUCUUUUCAGGGAUGAUGCUGUUCACAUUUGUGCUGUAGACUCGUUGCUGCCAAAUCCUUUCUGGGGGCCUCCCCGUUAGGCAGGGAACAGGGGGCUCCUCGUUCACUCACCCACACCCUUGGCCUGGCUUGACCAUCCAUGUAGCUGCUGUGUUGUAUUUAUAUGACUCUUGAGGCAAGUGUGGAUCUGUGUGUGUGUGUGUUUUAAAAAUCACUUAUUUCUUAGUGAUUUCAAUUGUACCAUGACUUCCUCACUGAAGCCACAAAGCCCUGCUUACGACUCUGGGUCUCCCAACCGGAUGAGAGGUUUUGAAUCUUCUGAGGAGCUGAUGUAUACUUGUUAUGUAAUGUGAUCAGUUUCAAUGUCAUUUGUAUGUUACAGGGGGACCUUCUUUCUUUUAAACUGUGAUUUAUUUAUUUUUUUUCCUUUGAGUUAGAGAAGCGAGGUGGAAUGUUGGAGUAUCUGUUCUUUGUCAGGACAAUGAGCCAGAGAGUAGAGGAGGGCAUGCUUCGUGCCCAAACAUGUUCCCUUAUUCUGUGUCACGGUGGUCCUCGUUGCCAAAUGGCAGUGUCACAGCUUCCUCCACAGCACUGUGGUCUGGUGCUGCUCUGCUUUGUUGGCCAGCCCCACUGCCUCCUUGGAAGCACACAGUCGGCCCAGAUCCCUAGAGUGUACAGCACAGCCAGACCCCUCUUGACUGUCAGCUCACAGUUGUGACCUUCCAUGUGUGGCUGCUUCUUUCUUCUGCACUUUUAUUUCUAUUGUAGUUCAUGGCGUCUCUUUUCCAGCCCAAAGCCCCCUUGUGUGUUUUUACUUGGGGUUUGACCCUGGUUGUGUGACUGGGCAGGACGUGUCACCCCGUGGGUUCUCUUUUCUGAGCUGUCUUCUAAUCCCAGUGUUCUGUGGUUCUGGCUGAGUGAGCACAUGUACCAGAGGCUGCUGUGGGUGUUGGGCUGUGUCCCUGGCGUUGAAAAAUCAAGUGCUUUCAGGCCUUUUCUAAAUGCUUGUCCUCGGCAAUCAGUCAUAAACCGUGCAGAUGAUUAGUAACAAAUCUAGUUUUCUGAUUGAAGAAUGAACCUGGUUCCUCAAGUCAGAGAUAGAAUGGCACCUCUCCUGUUGCCCCACUCUGGGCAGAUGAGGGGGUCCUGGGGAGCAAGUUGUCUCGGCUGGGACGUAGCAGCAGAGAGUCACCUUGAAUAGUCUGCCUGGGGGUUCAGGGAGCCUGGCACAUUCCAGUGGACAUGGCGGCUGAGGGGGGCAGUGGAGCUACCUGCAAGAAGGCCAGAGGGUCAGCUGGGGUUUUGUUUUCUUCUGACUUCCUCACAUGCUUGCUGGUGAAGUAAGGGGGAUUUCAUAGUGGAGAAGCCAGGAGACGGAUGCUCCUUGUGUCUUUGCCACACAUUGUUUUUCUUACUCCCAUUUAUUGAAAAUCUUGCACGGUACAGACAAGAUUCCAGAGACUGUUGUAACACACACCUGUGCAAGUCUUGAGUGGCAUAACAAUUUGCUUCGAAUCUUUUUUUUUUUGGCCAGAAAUAAAAUAUGACAAGUUGUGUGUCCUCCCUUUCUGUGGAUUCAGUGCCUCACUUCCAUGCAUGGUUCUAUGUUUCCCACUUUUUUUGGUAAUCAUAUGUAUUGUGCAGUCCUGAUUUAGAGGUUUUGUUUUCUUUGCCAAUUUAAAUCCUAUACAUUUUCAUGGCAGCCUUCUGAGGUCCUUGGGGUGAGAGGCACCUUACAGGUGAGGAAGCCAAGGGCCAGAGGGGACAGCAUCUCCCCCCCCACCCCAGGUCACCAGGUAGAGUCCAGACUUUCCCCAUCUCAGGCUCUCUGCCAGCUGGGACGAGGCCACAUCACCAUGGCCCUGUCACCUUUGGGAAAGCGCAGCCUCCUUCCAGCAAGCUUAGGAGGCCUGACAUGCGUGCCAGGUUUGGAGCUUAAGUUGCUGUUGGCUCCUGCUCGGUGACAUAAGCAGCUGAUGAACAAGGGUGUCACAGAACCAGGGAGCAUCUGCAGGGGCUGGGCCUGGGUGCCCCCCCUGCUGAGGUCUUGCUUGUAGAACACACGAGCCUUUUCCCUUUGCAGCCACAUGCUACACUCAUAACUACUCUCAGCAUCAAAAAAAAUACAUGUUUAUGUUUUGCUCCUGAAAGUGAAACCCUGGAAGGCAGCCUGAGUCUUAUUAUGUUUAUUACAUUCUGCCUGUUUCAUACUCUGAGCAUUUUAGGAGCUGUAGUUGAACUGUAUUUAAGGUGUAUUUCCAGUUAGUGGUGUACAAUUCUAUAAUGUAUGUUUGAAACUAGUGUCUCUUUCAGAAGGGGCAGAAUUUAACUUUUAACCUUCCGCAGGUGGACUUGGAAACCAUUUUAUGGUAUUUAUUUUUCCCCAUUGGACUUUUUAUCCUGUAACUUAUAUUAUGCAAGAUGAUUUCAAAAAUAUAUUUUAAGGGAGACUGAA
This is a messenger RNA of Phacochoerus africanus (Common warthog), 4858 nucleotides long. It is a transcript of the gene CDS2, whose product is annotated as CDP-diacylglycerol synthase 2. The record is from RefSeq and is a predicted model, not a curated record. Gene Ontology annotation, cellular component: endoplasmic reticulum membrane. Lineage: Eukaryota; Metazoa; Chordata; Mammalia; Artiodactyla; Suidae. Bases 249 to 1586 code for a protein of 445 amino acids. Gene Ontology annotation, molecular function: phosphatidate cytidylyltransferase activity. The transcript is spliced from 13 exons.